GACAAGCGACAAUUCAACGACCACCAGUUUGAAAUCCGGCCAAAUAAGUCAAAAUGGUCAACGUUCCCAAAACCCGCCGGACGUACUGCAAGUCCAAGGCUUGCCACAAGCACACCCAGCACAAGGUCACCCAGUACAAGGCUGGAAAGGCCUCUCUGUACGCCCAGGGUAAGCGUCGUUACGACCGAAAGCAGAGCGGUUAUGGUGGUCAGACCAAGCCUGUCUUCCACAAGAAGGCCAAGACCACUAAGAAGAUCGUCCUGCGUAUGGAGUGCACAAAGUGCAAGGCCAAGAAGCAGCUGGCUCUGAAGAGAUGCAAGCACUUCGAGUUGGGUGGUGACAAGAAGACCAAGGGUGCUGCUCUGGUGUUCUAAAUUUGCAAUUUCCUUAUCUGGUUUCUGGGUUUCUUGCAUUGCGAAAACUCUCUGCAACGGUGGAGGGCGUACGACGUGGGCAAUGGAGAAUAAUGAAUAAGAAUUCAUAAAAUAUAUGACUCCAGUUUCAUGGGUCCUCUUCGAUCUGGAAUUGUUCAGACGAGUCCGUUUGACUUCGUAGGAUUCCGAGACGGGAACACGAGAUGCAGUGAGGACCGUACCAAAAGUCAAUAUUAAUUCCAGCGUUACCAGAUAUAAAUGUGAAGAGAAAAUUUUACGAGCGCAGUUUUGUUUUUGACCUUAAACAUUCAAUCUUAGAAGAAAUCUGUGCUCUAUGAAUUCUACAUGUCUAUGCAGCCAUGAAAUUUCUCAAGUCUAGAGCCACAAGCCAAAUUAAGCCC
Messenger RNA from Monascus purpureus, 775 nucleotides. The record is from the annotation of a GenBank genome assembly. NCBI's taxonomy places the organism in Eukaryota, Fungi, Ascomycota, Eurotiomycetes, Eurotiales, Aspergillaceae.